Culex pipiens pallens (northern house mosquito) is the source of this 4998-nucleotide messenger RNA. RefSeq lists its product as uncharacterized. Gene Ontology annotation, molecular function: nucleic acid binding. The transcript is spliced from 2 exons. The record is from RefSeq and is a predicted model, not a curated record. Bases 1 to 4998 code for a protein of 1665 amino acids. NCBI's taxonomy places the organism in Eukaryota, Metazoa, Arthropoda, Insecta, Diptera, Culicidae. Gene Ontology annotation, biological process: DNA integration.
AUGGAGGAAGAACUGAAAAAGUUGCAUGAAGAAAAGUACAUUGAGUUCGAAUCGCUGUACACGGAUACGGCGGUCAGGCUGAGUACACUCAUCGAGCGUGCCACGAAGCCGGUUCCAGCUCCUGUGCCGAACGCGUCUGCGGUCGUCCUCCGACAAGCCGAGCGCCUCAACCUUCCGGCGUUGCAAAUCCCGCUGCCGACCUUCGACGGGUCGUAUGAAUAUUCCUUCAAAGCGAUGUUUACCACGUUCAUGAACCGUUACCAGCACGAAGAACCGGCCCUGAAGCUGUACCAUCUACGGCGCUGUCUGGUUGAGGCGGAGGGGAUCAUCGAUCAAGAAAUUAUCGACAAUAACGACUACGAUGCCGCCUGGCUGCUCUUGAAACAACAGUACGAGGACAAGCGCAUAAUCGUAGACAAGCACGUCGACAACCUGUUCAACCUGCCGAGGAUCAGCCAAGAGAGCGCGACCAACAUGCGGAAGAUGAUCAACGUCUGCACCAAGAACGUGGAGGCGAUGAAGAAGCAGAACUUGCUGGUCGUUGGGCUCGGCGAACAGAUGCUCGUGAACCUGAUCGCUGCGAAGAUGGACAAGAAGCUGCGGGUCGCUUGGGAAGCUCGCCAGAAGAAAGACGUGCUGUCGACGUACGACGCGACGAUGGAGUUCCUGCAGGAGCAGUGCCGGAUCUACGAGAAGUUCGACACGAAGCCCGCGACGGAGAGUGCUAAACCGAAAGCGGUGGCGCGGAGCCACACGCUGGUGACAAGUGAAACGAAAAGUGAACUGAAGUGCGCUGUGUGCAAGGCAAACCAUGAACUCUGGAAGUGUGAUGCUUUUAAGCAAAAGAGUGUGAGUGACAAGUACGAAGUACUGAAGAAGUGCGGAGCCUGUUUCAACUGCCUUGCAAGAGGCCAUCGAACCAGGGCGUGUUCGUCGAGGACGUGCCAGGAGUGCGGACGAAAGCACCACACGUUGCUCCAUACCGAGGACACGUCAAGCCAGACCUCCACGAAACCAGCAGAAGUCACGACACCAGUCGUGAAGUCCGGAAACCAGGUGACCAGCACCCCAGCAGGAACGUCUACGACGCUGUGCGCAAGUGCUGUUAGUGCCGACAAGCAAACCCUCCUCUCGACUGCCGUUGUCUUGGUCGACGGCGUGGGCAGCACUCCCUACCCGUGCCGAGUGCUGAUGGAUUCUGCCUCGCAGAUGAACUUUGUGACGGACCGUUUCGCCAACCUCCUCUCGCUAAGAACGACUCGCGCUGACUUCACGGUCAGUGACCUAAACGGCAAUAAAACUCGAAUUUGCCGUAAGCUGCGAACGACGGUCAAGUCUCGCCUCGGAGACUUUUCGGCCAGCCUGGAUCUGCUGGUAACCCCCCGGAUCACCGGUGACCUGCCGGUGAAAUCUUUUGAUGUCACGAACUGGUCCAUCACGAACGAGAUGGCGCUGGCCGACCCGACGUUCAACAGGCGAGGACGCGUCGAUAUGCUGAUCGGCGCCGAAUAUUUCUGGACUCUGCUGGAGGAUGACCGACUCGAGCUCGGCCCGAACCUACCAGUGCUGAGAAACACGAAACUGGGAUGGAUCGCUGGAGGAGUGGUCGCUAGCGACGCACCGGUCAUCGCGCGUACUUUUUGCCAGACCGCAGACGACGAGCCGCUCAUCGAGCUGCUGAAGAGCUUCUACAAGGUGGAGGCCUGCGACGAGUUUCGCCCAUCGGCGACGGCUGAUGACGAGGUGUGUCUGGAGCACUUCCGGCGCACACACGAACGAAACGAGGAAGGACGGUACGUUGUGCGGCACCCCUUUAACGAGCGGAAGCUGGAGCUGGGCGAUUCACGGGAGAUGGCGCUGCGGCGCUUUCUUGCGCUCGAACGGAAGCUGGACAAGCAACCGGAACUGAAGGAGCAGUACUCGCAGUUCAUCCGGGAGUAUGCGCAGCUCGGGCACAUGCGAGAGAUCGAGGAGAAGCCAAACGAAGAUCCGGGAGCAGGUUUCUACUUGCCACACCACUGUGUGCUGAGGCCCACCAGUACGACGACGAAACUGCGAGUCGUAUUCGACGGGUCAGCGAGGACAUCGAACGGCGUCUCGAUCAACGACGUUCUGAUGACUGGGCCAACAGUGCAGAACGACCUCACCGCGAUUCUGCUCCGCUUCCGGGGAUUCCAGUAUGUCUUUACGCUGGACAUUCCCAAGAUGUUCCGCCAGGUGGGCGUGCAUCCCGAGGACACGAAGUACCAGCGCAUUUUCUGGCGGUACGAUCGGAACGAUCUGCUAAGCGUCUGGGAACUGCAGACUGUGACGUACGGCCUGGGACCCUCGCCGUUCCAGGCGACAAUGGCGCUCAAGCAAGCUGCGGCCGACCACCAAGACGAGUUCCCGAGGGCUGCCGAAGUCGUUGAGAAGGGGACAUACAUGGACGACAUCCUGACGGGUGCCGAUACGCUAGAAGAAGCUUGCGAGCUGCAACGAGAAGUGACGGGUCUGCUGGCGAAGGCCUGCUUCGGCGCUCACAAGUGGUGCGCGAACCAUUCCGACAUUGUGCGCGCAGUCCCCGAAGAGCUACGAGGAAACUCGUUCGAAGUCACCGACGACAACGCGAAGACAACCGUGAAGACGCUGGGCGUAACCUGGAACCCUUUCGAAGACUGGUUCUCUGUGUCGGUGCCUGAUUUCGACGAACUGGACGAGAUGACCCGGAGGAAGCUCUUGAGUCAGCUGGCCAAGAUAUUCGACCCGCUGGGAUUCUUUGGCCCUGUGAUCACCUACGCGAAGCUGAUCCUGCGAGAGGUCGGCGAGUUGCAGAUUGAGUGGGACGACCCGGUUCCACCUGACGUCGGCUCAAAGUGGCGGAACUUCCGCAUCGAAAUGACCGCUCUGAGGGAGGUGCGGUUGCCAAGGUGGAUCUCCUGGAAGGGAGCACUCAAGUUGGAGCUGCACGGAUACGCCGACGCGUCCGACCUGGCGUACGGGGCUUGUCUGCACGUGGAGGGCUUCUUCGCCGACGGGAAAACCGAGAUGCGACUCAUCUACAGCAAGUCUCGCAUCCUACCGAAGAAGCGCAAGGCGAAGGAAAAGGCCAUCUCGACCCCGCGAGCCGAGCUACUGGCAGCACUGCUGCUCGCAAGGAUGGUAGUCAAGUUUCUGAGCGCGACGGAACUGAAGUUUGCUGCGGUCCACCUCUGGAGCGAUUCGAAGAUUGUGCUCGCGUGGCUCAGGAAACUCCCGCAUCUGCUGCAGACAUUCGUCUCGAAUCGGGUGAGCGAGAUUCAGCGAUUGACGGAAAACUUCUUUUGGCACUACAUUCCGUCAGAAGAGAACCCGGCCGACCUGAUCUCGAGAGGAGUCCGCCCGAAGAAGCUGAUGACGUCCAAGAAGUGGUGGCGGGGCCCGCCACGCACCCCCGUUGUCGAGACUGGAGACGAACUCGAGAUUCCGGACGAGGAGCUGCCGGAGAUGCGAGCCGGUGUUGCACUGGCGAUGACUGUUCCUGUUGAACGAUUCCCGAUGUUUGACAAGGUGAGCAGUUUUACAGAAGUCGUUCGUAACAUGGCCUACUUGAUGCGCUUCGCGAAGUACGUCAUGUCCAAGAAGAAGGAGCUGGUGAAGGGAUUUCUCACUGCCAAGGAGACGCGAGCUGCAACGCUCGUGAUCGUGCGACUGGUCCAGCGUGAAACGUUCCAACCAGAGAUUCUCGCGCUGAUGGACGGCGCGGAAACGAAACACCGGCUGUGCGGACUGAAUGCGUUCUUGGACUCCGAGGACGGCAUAUUGCGAGUUGGAGGGCGGAUCAAGCGAGCCGUUAUUCCGUACGAUAGCCGUCACCAGAUGCUGCUGCCGGCCAAACACCCGAUCACCGAAGCUCUCGUCCGAGAGCUGCACCUGGACAACCUGCACAUCGGCCAGAAGGGGCUGCUUGCGAUCGUCCGACAGCGCUACUGGCCACUGAACGUCAAGAACACGAUCCGCAAGGUAAUCCGGAACUGCGUAAGGUGCUUCAAGGCGAACCCACUGAAGACGACGCAGAUGAUGGGCGAUCUGCCAUCGUACCGCAUUCGACCUGCUCCGGUCUUCUCGACCACCGGAGUGGACUACGCCGGACCUUUUUGGAUUAAGGCGUCUUCCGCAACUCGCAAGCCGCAGGUCACGAAGGCCUACGUGAGCCUCUUUGUGUGUAUGCAGACCCGUGCCAUACACCUCGAGCUGGUUUCCGACUUGACGACGGACGCGUUCCUGGCGGCCUUGAGACGCUUCACAAGCCGACGUGGAUGUCCGAGAACGAUGCGGUCGGACAAUGCAACGAACUUCGCGGGAGCCAAGAACGAGCUGAACGAGCUGUGGCGGCUGCUCCAGGAUCAGCGCGCUACCAAGAAGAUCGCCAGCUACUGCACCGACAAGGGGAUUGAAUGGUCGUUCAUUCCGCCGCGAAGCCCGCACUUCGGCGGCAUUUGGGAGGCCGGCGUGAAGCAGGUCAAGCACCACCUCAAGAGGAUCGUCGGUGACCGGAAGCUGUCGUACGAAGAGCUGUACACGACGUUAACGCAGAUUGAAGCUGUGCUGAACUCUCGGCCCCUCGCGCCGGUUUCAGAUGACCCCAACGAUUACACAGCUAUCACUCCUGCACACUUCCUCAUCGGGCGCGAGAUGCAGGCCGUGGCUGAGCCGGACUACACCGACCUGAAGGAGAAUCGGCUCUCGAGAUGGCAGCUGGUGCAAACCAUGCUGCAGCAUUUUUGGAAACGCUGGACGGCUGAGUAUCUACCAGAACUUCAGCAGCGAACGAAGUGGUUGAAGACGAAGCAGAUCAAGGAGGGCUCACUGGUGCUGCUGGUUGACCACAACGCACCGCCACUGCAGUGGCCACUCGGUCGGAUUGUGGCAACCCACCCGGGAGACGACGGCGUGACACGCGUUGUCACGGUGAAGACGGCGAACGGAGGAGAGUUCAAGCGGGCGGUCACAGAGAUCUGUCUGUUGCCGCUGGAGUAG